AUGCGCCGUGAUUUGUUGGAAAUGUUCCUCGACGACGCAGGUGGCUUUGAGAAGUGCCUGGGGCUGCAGUACGCGAGCCACGACGCCGGAAUCGAUGACAGUAUAAGGAACCCUGACCCCUUGCUCGACCGCACGGGACCUAUUACGGAUAGGCUCUUUGGCUUGAGUCUUGCUGAUGAUUACGACUAUGGAGGUAAACUCGGAGCUAGGAUCAAAACGGGCGGGUUUGCUGGCGAGGCGAUGCCUCAUCCCCAGAUCAGCCUCCAGGAGAGCGUCUUUGGAUUUUCUUGCCGUGGAGAUGGGGUCCUACAGAGAUGUAAUGGCUAUGACCCUGUUGCAUCUGAGGAAAGACGGUCGAAGGUCAAGACCCAAAGCACGACGAUAUACGACGGUAUGGGCCCUCGUUACCUCAUCCUUCCCACCCAGGACGACGUCAAUAUCCACCUCAAGUCAAAGACCCCCUGCGACGUCUUGCAAGACAUCGUGGUCGAGGGUUUCGACGUUGCGCAAAGGGAGAAGCUGCGAUGCAAAAAGCGAAGCUGGGGAAAAUCGGGGCAGCAGAAAUGGGAAGACAUCUUCCGGAUUCUCUUCCCGGACUGCAAUGAGAUACCAGAUCCAUACUACAACCACAACUUCGACGGCGUGGCUCCAGAUCCAGUCACAGCAGGCAAGAAACGCCCGCUUGACGUUGGGAGCGCGUUCACAGACAGGCUUCCGCAAGAGCUGGAGGAAGAUAAACGGAAAAAGGUGAUGCAAGUGGUCGAAACUUUGGUCAUCAAGGUACUCCAACAGCCUCUGGUUGCGAAAGAUACGAAAUCCGGGGAGGCAUUGGUCAAAACGCCCGAGGAUGAGCGAAGCUGCAACGAGCAGCAGACUACCGGAUCGAACGCGAGGUCGAUUUCAAGAGAUUCUUUGUCGCCGACUCAAGCAUUGCGUCCGGCGGCUACUCUUCAGGUAGAGUUCGAUUCUCAAGACCACAGAUCACAAAGUAUCUCGGACGGGGCGCUCAUCGACAUCCCUGAAGAUGAGGGCAACGCCUGGCUUCCCACAGAGUUCUACGACGUCGAUUUUGGCGAUGAGUCGAAUUUGCAAACAUGGCCUGGUUGGAACAGUGCUUUUGUUGAGGGGAAUGGUUACGAGUGGGCUGCUGUUGGUGCCACUGCGUUUCGGGUGCCAUGUUGGAACCAGACUUUGGACUACACACCGGCUCAGGGAGAUGGAAACUUGUCAUAG
Messenger RNA from Colletotrichum aenigma, 1233 nucleotides. RefSeq lists its product as uncharacterized. The coding region runs from base 1 to 1233 and encodes 410 amino acids. Lineage: Eukaryota; Fungi; Ascomycota; Sordariomycetes; Glomerellales; Glomerellaceae. The transcript has 4 exons. The record is from RefSeq and is a predicted model, not a curated record.